This is a messenger RNA of Brachypodium distachyon (stiff brome), 6318 nucleotides long. Its product is annotated as pentatricopeptide repeat-containing protein At5g55840. The transcript has 9 exons. Gene Ontology annotation, molecular function: protein binding. The record is from RefSeq and is a predicted model, not a curated record. NCBI's taxonomy places the organism in Eukaryota, Viridiplantae, Streptophyta, Magnoliopsida, Poales, Poaceae. Bases 670 to 4116 code for a protein of 1148 amino acids.
CUCGGGGCCUCGGGCAUGCCUCCAGGCUCCGUUGCCGUAGCCGCCACCUCUGCUUGCCAGCCAGCACCGGUGGAUCUCCUCCCUCUCUAUUUCCUGGUGGCCGGCGCCAUCUUCUCCCACACUCGUUCCUGGCGGCCGGCGCCCUCUUCGCCGUCUCUCUCCCUUCCCCGGCGGCGCUCAAUCUCCUCCCUCUCUCUAUUUCCCAGCAGCCGGCGCCAUCUCCUGCGCUUCGAUUUCUUGGCGAGCGAUCAAUAUCGGUCGGUUCGGUUUGAAGAAUGGAGACCGAGACCGAACCGGAUCUCUCGGUUUGGUAUUUCACAGAAAACCGAUCGGUUAGCAAUCCUGAAAAACCGGUUUCCCGAAUUUCCUAAUUACCCGAAGAACCGAACGCGGUUCGGUUACAUCUACCACCUGUCUCGCACGCGGGGCGCAUUGUGCCGAGGCUGAAGGUUCUAGUCCCGCCCGACCCCGCCGCCGCGGGGCCGCCCUGUCUCCGGCCGGUUAUUGUGCGCUACGCGGCUACCUUCAAUCGCGAUGAGGAGCUCUCGGUACCGCGUGCCGCCGCCUCCACUCUGAUACCCGUACCGCGUGCCAACGCCUACGUUCCCCUCCAAGCGCACCUUCACUCCCAUAACUUCUGGCUUCGACUGCGCCUGCUGCAAGCUUACCAUGUCGUCGUCGCUGGCGUCCUCCUCGUACCGCCGUAGGAUCCUCGACUCCAAAGCCACGGCCUCCCACGCGCUCUACACCUCUCGGCUCCCCGCCCGCUCCCGGCAGCCUGCCCACACCAGGAUCGGCGCUACCACUACUACCAGAGCCCAUGGAGUUGAGAGUAGCAUCAUCAGUGUCCUAACUAUGCAUCGUUGGGAGACCUUGAAUCACAUGGCAUACAAAUUUGGAAAGCUUGACAAGGGUCAUGGAAAGCUGGCCCUUAAGAUACUGAGUUCUAUUGUGCAAAGAUCAGGUUUGGAGCGAAUUACUCAUAUUUACUGCAUGGCUGCUCAGAUUCUCACCCAAGCUAAAAUGCACUCACAAGCAAUGUCACUGUUGAAGCAUCUUGCUAUGACAGGCUUCUCUUGCAGUGCUGUAUUUAGCUCCCUCUUGUGCACCAUCUCGCGUUGUGAUUCCAAUCCUUUAGUUUUUGACCUUCUCGUCAAUGCAUAUGUCAAGGAAAAAAGAGUUGUUGAUGCAAGUAUGGCAAUUUUAUUUAUGGAUAACUGUGGAUUUAAGGCUUCAGCUCAUGCUUGCAAUGCCGUCCUUAAUGCUCUUGUGGAAAUUGGGGAAUCAAAACAUGUUUGGUUCUUCUUAAAAGAAGGUUUGGUCCGGAAGUUCCCUUUGGAUGUCACCACUUGCAAUAUUGUGCUGAAUUCAAUGUGCAUUGAGGGCAACCUUAAAGGGGCUAAACAUAUGAUACAUAAAAUGAAGAGUUGUUCCUUACCAAAUGUCAUUACUUAUAAUACAAUACUUCAUUGGUAUGUUAAGAAGGGAAGGUUCAAGGCUGCCAUGUGUGUCCUAGAAGAUAUGGAGAAGAAUGGUGUAGAGGCAGAUGUAUACACUUAUAACAUCAUGAUAGAUAAGUUAUGUAAAAUGAAGAGGAGUACACAUGCUUACCUUUUGCUCAAAAGAAUGAGGGGAGAUAACUUAGCACCUGAUGAAUGUACGUAUAAUACUUUGAUCAAAGGAUUCUUUGACGAAAGUAAGAUGAUGCUUGCUAUCCACAUCUUCAAUGAAAUGCUAAGACAGGGCUUGAAACCAAGUCUAGCUACUUACACUACCUUGAUUGAUGGGUACUGCCGAAAUGGCACAAUUGAUGAAGCCUUAAGAGUUCUAUAUGAAAUGCAAGUUGCUGGUGUGAAACCAAGUGAAGUAACUUAUAGCGCAAUGCUGAAUGGUUAUUGCAAAGCUUCCAUGCCGGGACAUGCACUGAAUCUUAUUGAAGUUCUGAAAUCAAGAGGCACAGCAAUUAAUAGGACUAUGUAUACUAUCCUGAUUGAUGGUUUCUGUCAGCUAGGAGAGGUUUCUAAGGCCAAAGAAAUUUUCAAGAGCACACUUGCGGAUGGGAUUAGUCCAGAUGUUGUUACUUAUUCAGCAUUGAUCAAUGGCAUGUGCAAGAUGGGUAAGCUAGAAGAAACAAGAGAGAUUUUGUCAAGGAUGCAAAAAACAGGAGUUUUGCCCAAUGAGGUGCUUUAUACAACACUGGUUUGUUAUUGUUGUAAGGCUGGAUAUGUGAGGGAAGCAAUGAAGUAUUUUGUGGAUAUCUAUCGGAGGGGCCUAGCUGCCAAUUCAUUCAUCCAUAAUGCAUUGUUAUGUGCAUUGUAUAGAGAAGGAAUGGUUACGCAGGCUGAGCAGUUCAAAGAAUACAUGUCUAAGAUGAAGAUAACGUUUGAUGUUGCCUCUCUAAACUGUAUAAUAGAUUCGUACUGUAGCAGAGGUAGCGUACAUGAAGCAUUUUCAGUUUAUGAUAAUAUGGAAAAAUAUGGUUGUUCUCCAGAUGUUUACACAUAUAGGAAUUUGCUUAGAGGAUUAUGCAAGGGAGGUCACUUGGUACAAGCAAAGGAGUUCAUGUCCUGCAUUGUUCACAUACCUUCUGCCAUUGAUCAGAAAACCUUAAAUGCAUUACUUCUAGGGAUUUGCAACCAUGGAUCUCUAGAUGAAGCUCUGGAUUUAUGUGAGAAAAUGGUCACGAUUAACUUUAUACCUGACAUACAUACUUACACUAUUCUUCUUAGUGGUUUUUGCAGAAAAGGUAAAAUUGUUCCUGCAGUCAUCUUGUUGCAGAUGAUGUUGGAGAAAGGGUUGGUCCCUGAUAUUGUUACAUAUACUUGUUUGUUGAAAGGUUUGAUCAAGGAAGGCCAAGUUAAGGCUGCUUCUUACCUGUUCCAGGAGAUCAUAUGCAAGGAAGGCAUGUAUGCAGAUUGUAUUGCCUACAACUCAAUGAUGAAUGGGUACCUAAAGGCAGGAAAAUUACAUAAAGUAGAGAUGACAAUUUAUGAUAUGAAUCAGAACAAGGUUUAUCCAAACCCAGCUAGUUAUAACAUUCUUAUGCAUGGGCACAUCAAGAAGGGACAUUUGUCAAGAUCUAUUUACCUCUACAAAGAUAUGGUGAGGAAAGGGAUUAAGCCAACCAAUGUGACAUAUCGUUUACUUAUCCUUGGACUUUCCAAACAUGGUAUGAUUGAAAUCGCGGUUAAGUUCUUGGACAAGAUGGUCUUAGAAGGCAUUUAUCCUGAUAGGUUGUCUUUUGAUGUACUCAUAAAUGCAUUUAGUGAGAAAUCUAGGAUGUCUGAUGCUUUACAGCUUUUCAAUUGUAUGAAGUGGUUGUAUAUGUCACCUAGCAGUAAAACAUACAGUGCCAUGAUAAAUGGAUUAAUCAGGAAAAAUUGGUUGCAGCACAGUUGUGAUGUUUUACGUGACAUGGUUGAAAGUGGCCUUGAACCAAAGCAUACACACUAUAUUGCUUUAAUCAAUGCGAAGUGCAGGUUUGGAGACAUUAAUGGAGCAUUCAGGCUUAAAGAGGAAAUGACAGCUCUUGGUAUUGUGCCAGCUGAAGUUGCUGACAGCUCAAUUGUUAGAGGCCUUAGUAAAUGCGGAAAGGUUGAAGAGGGUAUCAUAGUUUUCUGUAGCAUAAUACGGGCAGGAAUGGUGCCAACCAUUGCUACUUUCACUACCCUAAUGCAUGGUCUCUGCAAGGAAGCCAAGAUUUCUGAUGCUCUGCACCUGAAAAGCUUGAUGGAGUCUUGUGGGUUGAAGAUUGAUGUUGUCACUUAUAAUGUUCUAAUCACAGGUUUAUGCAAAAUUCAAUGUGUUUCAGAUGCUUUAGAACUUUAUGAAGAGAUGAAAUCUAAGGGACUCCGGCCGAACGUUACGACAUAUACUACACUUACUGAAGCUAUCUAUGGAACAGGCAGAACGCUGGAGGGAGAGAAACUACUAAAUGAUAUAGAGGAUAGGGGCCUUGUUCCCUCAUAUACGGAUCAAUGUCCUGAAUGGAGGAUGGAGAAUGCAAUGGACAGGUUAAACAUGAUAAGAAAUUGUAGAAAAGGGACAGCAUUUAACAAUGACUUCAAAGUAUUGCAUGCAGAUCAUAAAUCCAUCCAUAAAGCUGCUGCAGACUGAAAUCCACUUUGAAUUAACUUAUCACAGCAAUGGAAGUGAUGCUUUAUUUGGCAAUAUGUUGGUACAAAACUAUGGCUAUUUUCUGGCUUAUGAGUCUGAAAUUGAUUUCAUGGUGCUGAUCAUUGAGGAUUACUAUUUAGAUAUGGCAAACAUCCUGUGCCUCCUACAACUAAUCAGGUUUAAAAAUAGAAGGGGGGUAUACAAGGAAAAUAGAGAGGAGAGGCUAUACAAGCGUGUCAAGCCAGACACAAAUGAGAGCAGCAAGCUCCUUUAAUCUGAAAGAAAGAAGGUGGAGGUCCAUGAAGAUGAAGGGCCAGGCAAAUACAAGGUUUAGAUUGUCAAAAAUCUUGGCGUUUCUGUGCUCCCAAAUGCACCAGGCUGCUGUAAUGAAGAUUUCCCAUCAAGAAUGGUUUUGAGAAGGCAGCUUUCGCAGAUACAAUGCCCUAAACUGGCGUUGAUGGAUUGGCCAAUGAGACUCCAAAAUUGGACACUUUAUGGGAGUCUCACAUUUUGUCACAAGGAACUUCUCACUAUGCCUGCCUCACAAGGAGAAGAUCUGAACUGGGAUGCUAGGAUAUCUAUGACUACCUCUCAUACACCCUCUGCCAGCGAAAUCGGUCUACGUGUUGGCUCUUUUUUUUAUCCCUGAAGUUGGCUCAGCAAGAACGAUUGUCAUUGUGCCAGUUAUUCAUGUCAAAUUAAGCUGAUGCAAAUGCACCGAGAUGGAACGAAUGUGCUUUGUUGAAGUCAAGAAGUUGGCUCCCUAGCUGUAUUUGAAGCAACAAGGGAGAUACAAAAUUGAUGGUCAAGCUAACCUCUUUGGUGUUGCUGCAACCACCGUAUCUAAUGGACAUCUUCUGACUCUCAACUUGCCGUCAGUGAUAAACUUUCUGGGAAGACUUUCCCACUCAAACCUUGUUAAGCUAUUGGGCUACUGCUGGGAGGACAAGGAGCUAUUGCUUGUGUAUGAGUUCAUGGCCACAGGGAGCUUAGAAAACCAUCUUUUGAGAAAUGAGAGGAUGUGCUCCGCUAUCAUGGGAGCUGAAGCUAAAGAUAGCCACUGGUGCAGCUCAAGGACUUGCAUUCUUGCAUGCAUCAGAGAAGCAAGCUAUCUACCGCGACUUGUAGGCUUCCAAUAUUCUUCUCGAUGCAAACUAUAAUGCAAAGCUCUCUGAUUUUGGGCUUGCUAAGCUUGGACCAACAUGUAGUAACUCGCAUAUCAUGACCAGGGUCAUGGGUACUAUGGAUAUGUAGGUCGGACAACGUAGACACUGGCAUCUAUAUGUCAAGAGUGACGUCUACGGUUUCGGAGUAGUGAUGUUGGAGACGCUGACUGGUCAGUGCGCGCUAGACCCCAACCGUCCAAGUGAUCUGCGCAGCGACAGCUCCUGCUUCACUCGAUGGCCUGCAACAUAGUGCCUCAUCUGAACACACCCGAAGGCCGAAGCCAUCUCCUUCCGUAGAUAGUCAUCAAAUCGUGCAAGUUGCGGUUUCGUACGGCGUGGCAAAGCGCGCCAGAUCAUCUAGUGCUAUGAAUAUGUCCGUUGAAUUUGCUGUUUUCAAAAUAAAGCUUCUCUUUUUUAUGCCCACGUACCUAAUGCCGAAAAAGAUUGCACUGUAUGCGAUAUGCUUGGGAUUGAUGCACACAAGCGCCUGGGAUGUUGGGCAUCAUGUGACGGCUGUUUUUGUUACUUUGCCGUCUUAUUAUAGGCGACGAACAAUUCUUAAGCCAGCACUUUCCAAGGGCGGCGGGGGUUGUUUGGCCCGUGAUUCGGUGGGAGAUGUUGUUUCGCUCCGGCUGACUCGAUCAAUCGAGCUAUGGAUGCUUUACAUGCUGAUGAGGCGAUGAUCAGAGGAUCAUCUGUGCCAAGCAUCUGGGUGUUGGAAGAUUAUUCUGCAGACGGACAUUCAGAUCCUACAAAUACAAAGAGCAGUAACUUCGGCGCGCGAGCCAUGAUGCUGCUUCUCUGGGAAUGAUGUUUAGGGAAAUCAAGUAUUCCCUUACUCUUGGUUUUAUUGUGUAUCAAAUUCUCUAUUGUCCGCGUUAUUGUAUUAAACUAGCUCGUGUGUUGAUGAGUGUGGGUGCGAGGCGUGAACCGGAUUAAUGGAAUGUAUGUGUUCCUAUUUUUUUCAAAGCCGCUAUGGAUAACAUUUUUAAAAAACCAUAUGGGUGAGUUUAUGUACAGAGAAAUUUGGCCCCAA